Messenger RNA from Oncorhynchus gorbuscha (pink salmon), 6817 nucleotides. Its product is annotated as potassium/sodium hyperpolarization-activated cyclic nucleotide-gated channel 3-like. The transcript has 8 exons. The coding region runs from base 467 to 4288 and encodes 1273 amino acids. Gene Ontology annotation, molecular function: voltage-gated potassium channel activity. Gene Ontology annotation, biological process: transmembrane transport; potassium ion transport. The record is from RefSeq and is a predicted model, not a curated record. Gene Ontology annotation, cellular component: membrane. Lineage: Eukaryota; Metazoa; Chordata; Actinopteri; Salmoniformes; Salmonidae.
GAGAAGAUCAUGCUUUGUCAUAAAGGACCACAGAGACACAAGCCAGCCAGCAUCCUUCCUCACUCUGCCUCCCGACUGGCACGUCCGAUAAUUAGCGCAGACAGCGUGCAGGCAGCAUGUGUUGUCGUCAUCUAGGCUACUACACUUUGAUUUAGGAAUAACUUGAUAGCUGGAUGUCAUUCAUUGAGUUCCCGGGCAUGUAGGCCUACCGUAAUAUGACCGUCGCGCCAAAGCGGUACCCCGGAGCAGGCAGAAACACAUUUCAAGUGUCAAGUAAGAUUCGAACUGUCCCUGUUCUGCUACAGAUGCGCCGUCACUCUUUUCGGAACCCUGCGCCUUUUGAGUUUAUGAAAUACAUGUUUUGUAAUCAUCAUAGCUUGUAUAUUUUCGUUUCUUUGUCCAACGCGUUUUUCUCAUAGCCCAGACUAGUGCGUGUCUGUCGCAUCUGUUCCUAAAUACCAUCAUAAUGGAUAUGUUUCAUUCAUCCAUGCGGAAAAGGCUGUACAGCUUGCCGCAAAACAUUGGUCAAAAAGGCUCUGUGUCUGUGAUGGUUGACGACGGAGGAGAAUACGGUGGUGGCGACAAGGACACCAAGAAGAAAAGUACCGGUAUCAGGCUGAAGUCUCUCCCUCCUCCUGGAUCUUCAUCCCCCACCAGCAGUUGGAAGAGCAACGGGGACCGGGACCCCAAGAGCGGAGCCGCCGGAGACUUGGAAACUGACGUUGUCAUCAAGACCAACUUGAAUGGGGACUGUCGUCUGGUCAGAGGUCGCCUUUCCUCCAUCACUGGCCGACACACUCUUGGGUCAGAUCCAGCUGAGCAGCGGAGGCUGAUCUCCGAGGCAGACACCGGUGCUAACGAAGAGAGUUACCCCGGAGGGGGCGAGCUGGGAGAGCAGGGUUCCGGCGGUCGCAGUGCUAGUGCACAUCGCCGAUCGUCCGUCUUCGAUCAGUCCACUUUCAUCAAGUUAGAAGGAACCGAACCGAUCAUGUCAGACGAAGCAGAGCAGUUGUACCGGGCGGGCUUCAUGCACCGGCAGUUCGGGGCGAUGCUUCAACCAGGAGUCAACAAGUUCUCUCUGAGAAUGUUGGGGAGCGAGAGGGCCGUGGAGCACGAGAGGGAACGCGUCAAGUCUGCAGGAUUUUGGAUCAUUCACCCAUACAGUGAUUUUAGGUUCUACUGGGAUCUGAUAAUGCUGUUCCUCAUGGUGGGGAACCUCAUCAUCAUCCCUGUGGGCAUCACCUUCUUCAAGGACGAGCACACGCCCCCCUGGAUCGUCUUCAACGUCAUCUCAGACACCUUGUUCCUCAUCGACCUCGUCCUCAACUUCCGGACGGGCAUCGUCAAGGAGGACAACACCGAGAUCAUCCUGGACCCACAGACCAUCAAGAUCAAGUAUCUGAAGAGCUGGUUCAUGGUGGACUUCAUCUCGUCCAUACCAGUAGAUUACAUCUUCCUCAUCGUGGAGACCAGGAUCGACUCAGACUUCUACAAGACGGCCCGGGCGCUGAGGAUCGUGCGGUUUACGAAGAUCUUGAGUUUGUUGAGGCUCCUGAGGCUGUCCAGACUCAUUAGAUAUAUACACCAGUGGGAGGAGGUUUUCCAUAUGACCUAUGACCUGGCCAGUGCCAUGGUGAGGAUCGUGAACCUGAUAGCUAUGAUGCUGCUGUUGUGUCACUGGGAUGGAUGUCUGCAAUUCCUGGUUCCCAUGCUGCAAGAGUUCCCCUCUGACUGCUGGGUCACCAGAAACAAGAUGGUGAAUGACACGUGGGGCCAGCAGUAUUCCUAUGCCCUGUUUAAGGCUAUGAGUCACAUGCUGUGUAUCGGGUACGGGAUGUACCCUCCUGUGGGCCUGGUAGACGUUUGGCUCACCAUCCUCAGUAUGAUCGUGGGAGCCACCUGCUAUGCCAUGUUCGUAGGCCAUGCUACCGCUCUGAUCCAGUCACUGGACUCGUCCCGACGGCAGUACCAGGAGAAGUAUAAACAGGUGGAGCAGUACAUGUCUUUCCACAAGCUUCCUGCCGGCAUGCGACAGCGGGUCCAUGACUACUAUGAACAUCGCUUCCAGGGCAAGAUGUUUGACGAGGAGAGCAUUCUGGGGGAGCUGAACGAACCGCUCAGAGAGGAGAUCGUCAACUUCAACUGUCGUAAGCUGGUGGCUUCGAUGCCUCUGUUCGCCAACGCCGACCCCAACUUUGUGACGUCGAUGCUGACCAAGCUGCGUUUUGAGGUGUUCCAGCCCAUGGAUAGCGUUGUUAUGGAAGGGACCGUUGGCAGAAAGAUGUACUUCAUCCAACACGGGGUGGUGUGCGUCAUCGCCAAGGGCAACAAAGAGACCAAGCUGUCUGACGGGUCCUACUUUGGAGAGAUCUGCCUGCUGACUCGAGGCAGAAGAACGGCCAGCGUUCGCGCUGAGACAUACUGCCGGCUGUACUCUCUGUCUGUGGACAACUUUAACGAGGUCCUGGAGGAGUACCCCAUGAUGAGACGGGCCUUCGAGACCGUGGCUCUGGACCGGCUGGACCGCAUAGGAAAGAGGAACUCUGUGCUCCAACACAAAGUCACCCAGAACUCAGGAGCUGUGAACCUCCUGGAGAACGCGAUCAUCCAGAGGAUUGUACAACAAGACCGGGACAUGGCCAUCCAGAGCAACAUCUCUCCCCUGUCCCUGGAUCCCAACGCCCUAUCUCCCACCUCCACCCCGGGGGUCAUCUGGGCUCCCUUGGUCCAGGGCCCCCUCCAGACCGCUGCAGCCACCACCUCCCUGGCUCUGGCCUUCUCCCACUCCCAUCUCCACGCCCAGCUCCCUCCGAUCCUCUUUCACCGUCCGCUCUCUGUCUCCGAGUCAUUCAAGGAUCCUAGAGGCCAGCGUCUGCAGAGGGGCAUGUUUGUGGGCGUGUCCAGUGGCUGUGGCUCCGAGGCUGCGUCUCCGGACAGUUCUGUGAUGUUCUGUUCUGGAGUGGACACUCCGAUAUUAGCCUCGCUCCGGGCGCAGCAUUUAGUCUCCACAGCCUCCUCCAUGUAUCCUCUGUCACCUCUGACCUCCAUGUACCAGCCCACCUCCUCCAUCACCUCCACUGACUCCCAGGCUCAGCCCAGCAGAGCCUCUCCCUUCCCCAUGGGCCAGGCCUCCAUCCGGGAGUAUCCACCCUCCUCCUCCACCUCCACCUGCAUGGCCCAGCUCCAGCACCACCACCCCUACGGCCCACCAGGGACCCACCAGCAGGAGGCAUCAGGGAGGCCCACCAUGGGCACGCCGAGAUACCCAGCCCACUCAGCCCCCUCUGGUUCCACUCUAAGCCCUCUCAUCUGUAGCCCUGUCAGCCCCAUCCUGAGCCAGCUACAGAACUCUCACACUACCAGCGCUCAGCAGCAGCACGUCAAGAUUGGACCUGGUCAUCAGGAGAGAGCAGGUCACCUCCUCCUCCCCCACUGUCCCUACACGACCACAAGCCCUAGCAACCCCACCCAGCACCACAGCUCCAGUGGGUUUCCAUCUAUAUCUAUCCCAGAACAGGCCAGCGUUGGAGGUGUUGGAGGUGUUGGAGGCGUUGUAGGUGUUGGAGGCGUUGGAGGUGUUGGAGUCCCAUCCUCCCUGGUGCAUCACAGUCUGGCAGGCCUCCACCCCGGCCUCCACCCCAGUCUCCUCCCACAGGUUCUCCCAGAGCACUCUGCUCAUUCUUCCCACUUUGCCCUGGCCUCGCUGGCCCAGUACGGGUCAGGGGAUGGCUCCCCGGCCUGUACCCCACCGGUAACACACAGCCCCACCAUCCAGAGCCCGCUGACAGGCAGGACGGUGCUUCAGCUCCACAGCCAGCUCCACAGCCAGCUCCACAGCCAACCCUCCAGCGCCAAUGGCUCUCACAGCUCCCUCACCCCACAGACAUCAUGCCCUCCCCAGGUAGAUGGGAGAGGGCUGAGGGCAGAGUGCAGAGGGCAGAGAGCAGAGUCCCUGGUGGAUCUCUUCAUGCAGGAUGUCAGGACUAUCCCCACUGUUUCCACCUCGGGCUCACACAGCUAUCUACCCCAGGAAGGGGCUCUCUCCAUACCGCCUCUCUCCAUAUCUUCAGGGGGGCUUGGUUCCUCUCUUCCCAUGGUGGGUGGCAGCAGUAAUAAAUGGUACAGCCCCACCCCAGGGCACGCCACUCCUCUGAGUCACUACACUCCCAUGGGAUCUGAACCUCCAACUGCCGUGAGCCAAAAAGCACCGAACUCUUCGCAUCCCAACCAAAGUCGUCCUGUUACCGGGGCAGAGGACACAGUCUCCAAUCUCCCUUCCAACUUGUGAGGUUUAAAAACACCCUCCUGCGAUGCUUGAACUAUGGGGAAAUUGUCUUUGCUAUUGGCAUUGUGUUUUUUUAAAUUGCUAGUGUAGGUUUUAUAUUAUUCAAGGAGGGUGUGAGGGAGUACGUAUCUAUAUUGCAGGAAAUAGACUUAGGAGAAAGAUGUAUUUUUUUAUGCAGAGUGAAUGAACAGAGUGAGUUCCCAGCGGACGAAAACUAGUUCUGGUUGUAAACAAUUGGUAAUGAUGUCCUUUCAGCCAUCUUUGCCCACUGGGUUAAGUAUUUUUCUACAGUACAAUGCUACUACUACUGUACUAUGUUGAAUGUGGAGGUACUGUACCAAUAUGGAUGGCUGGAUAAUAUUAAACCACAAGAAAGUAUAUUGACCAAUUUCCGAUAACAUAAAAUAUAUAUUCUAGCCUAUAUCCUCACGUUGUAAUUUUGUGUAAAAGUAUUUGUUAAACAUGCAUAUUUAUCUAACCUUUGACCCUUAUAGAGAUUAUAACAACAUAAAAUAUUGACCUUUUUUAAUUAAUAUGAUAUUUUCUCAGUGUAUUGUGGUUCCCUUUUUCACUUCCUGUUGUGGAAGUGUGGAGAACGUGAGGCCACCCAAAGUAAAGGACUAUGACUGAACUGCACUUUGGUCAAUUUCAGAGAUUAACUGAAAACAAAAUGUAGAUGGUAUGUCUAUCAAUAUCUUGUUUCAGCCACAUUGGAUGGAUCCGUGUGUAUGUGUUCUAAGAAUAUAUGUCUACAUUCUGUAUACAUUUUUAACUAGAUAUCUAAACAUAAUAAUAGCUCAUCAAAAGACAUGAAUACAUGUUUUUGACAAGUGACUGUGGAUUUUGAAGUAAACCGUUUGGAAAUGAAUCAUUGGGUUUUGGAUGAAAGUAAGCAUUGUGAGAAUACAGUAAUCCUUGUCAGAAUACAGUAAGCCUAGUGAGAAUACAGUAAUCCUUGUCAGAAUACAGUAAGCCUAGUGAGAAUACAGUAAUACUUGUCAGAAUACUGUAAGCCUAGUGAGAAUACAGUAAUCCUUGUCAGAAUACUGUAAGCCUAGUGAGAAUACAGUACUACUUGUGAGAAUACAGUGAGGAAAAAAGUUGCAUUUACGAUAAAGAUACAGAGAUUUUACAGAGGUACAUGUGAGGUCUGUGUGUGGACUGGUUGGCGUGACUCGACACAGUAAUCUUUGUGUUUGUGUGGCUAUACAGACAGUACAGUCAGAGGUACAUGUGAAUUGAAUUACGGCUCUUUGUCCAUAACAACAGUGGACAGAUGGGCAACAGAGAUGGGUUCGCUUGACUUAAACACGAGAUAAACAGGAGAUAGAGGUGUGUUCAUCAGGCACCAAACAGAAGAGAACAGACUGAAACGGGGAGGGACUAUCUGGACUUGUCCAAUAAGAAAGACUCAUUUUUGUUUUCUGUUGCAAAAAUGUUUUUUUUUUUUUUUUUUUAAAUGUUCCAUUGUGUGGCCUAAUGAACAAGACUCAGGUUUGGAUACACAAGGGGCUCUAUUGAGUCUGUUUCCCUGGUAGAAAUGUAAUGUUCAUUUUCCGAUUUCGCAGAUAUAUGCAGUGUUUACCUUGAAUGCGGUCUCAGCUAACACGGGAACAUGGCCUCUAAAAUUCAAUCACAGCUGUAACGCUGAAUUUAAAAUGAAAAAAUAACGGAUUGAAUUAGAGCCCAAAGGUCUGUGAAUGGUGUCACCACUGAACAGUUUAAUGUCUGAGAGACAACGAUGAUGUUUAUAUUGCACCAAAUCAAAAGGGUCAGAAGUUGUUACUUUGAGAACAAAGAUAAUAAACUCCUGGGUGUCAUUUUUCUGUAUAUUUUCCUUUUGUUUUUUGUUGUUUUAUGAUUUAAGAUUAUCUAGUCAUUAUUAUUAUCUUAUACGAAAAUGUACUAUCCCCUUGUCCAGUUAUAGAAAUGAUUGUUCUGGUCGCCGUGACGACGUUCUCUAAAUCACGUUGUCCACAGACAUAGGAAUGAGACAUCUGUUGAAUUGAUCAUGAUUGAGCAAUGACUAACUCUUAUUUUGAAAAGGUUACUUUUAUUCUGAAAGGGUCAACAAACCAAAGGCCUCUACAUUUCACCCAGUAUCUCCAUAUCUAUAUAUCCUGCUAUUUGUGUAUAUAAUAACAUGUGUUUAUGUUUGACUAUUUUAUUUAUCUGACCUUUGACCCUGUUAUCUGAUCUCUGACUUGGGCGAAUAUUAAACUGAUCGCAAGGUCAUGCCCUUGAGAAUCCAAUCGCCUCAGUUGCCUGGUUACUGGGGGUCCCUGGGAGCCUGAGCUGGCAGGUGAGGGCAGGUGUACACACACAGUCCUGUAGUGACUCUCUGUCUGACCCUAUAGGCAGGAUAUAAAUCACAUCAGUCACUACUCAGCCACUCCUCAGUCACUGGGCCUGCUACUGGUGGUGGAUCAACCCCCCAUUACUAUUCCUCUCAUUCCUCUCCUCCAUCCUACCCCUCUCCACUCCUCUCCUCCGUCCUACCCCUCUCUACUCCUCUCCUCCAUCCUACCCCUC